AUAAGUGUUAACUCAAAUGAUUAAAGUGUAAGAAUAUACUACAUUUCCCUCACAUACAACAUGAUUAAAAAAAAUAAAAUAAAAAGGCUGGCCAACUAUAAUUGUCCUCUAGUUUUCUAUAUCUAUAAAAAACAAUAACCAUGGAAAGUGGGAGACUAAAAGAAGAUCUCAUUUGAACUUUGAGAUUCAGAGUUGAACAAGAAUGGGAGGUGGUGGCAAUAUGUCUAAUCCAACAGCUAAAACGGAACUAAAGAAAAAUCCUCUCCAAAGAGCUCCAACUUCAAAGCCUCCAUUUACAAUUGGUGAUAUCAAGAAGGCCAUCCCUCCUCACUGUUUUGAACGAUCUUUCAUUCGCUCGUUCUCCUAUCUUGCUCAGGAUCUCAUAGUUGUCUUCAUCUCGUACUACAUAGCCUCCACUUACUUCCACCUCCUUCCAUUCCCGUAUUCUUAUCUAGCAUGGCCUGUUUACUGGGUCGUUCAAGGUUCUGUUUGCGCUGGAAUAUGGUUCAUUGCCCAUGAAUGCAGCCACACUGCGUUCAGUGACUACCAAUGGAUAAAUGACACCAUCGGUUUUUUCCUCCAUUCUGCACUUUUAACACCGUAUUUCUCAUGGAAAUACAGCCAUCGUCGUCAUCACUCCAACACUAAUUCCCUUGAGCAUGAUGAAAAUCAUGUCCCCAAGCUUAAAACCAAACUACGAUGGUACACCAAAUUGUACCUGGAUAAUUCACUAGCACGAGCAUUCAUACUAGUCUUUACUCUGACUGCUGGCUUGCCUUUGUACUAUGCCUUCAAUAUAACAGGCAGGCCUUAUGAUGGUUUUGCAAGUCAUUAUUAUCCAUAUAGCCCGAUUUACAAUGAUCGUGAGAGACUACAAAUUUACAUUUCAGAUGCAGGUAUUAUUGCAACUUUUUAUCUAUUGUAUCGCGUUGCUGUGACACAAGGGAUAACUUGGCUUAUAUGCAUCUAUGGGGUGCCCCUCCUGAUUUGGAACGGCUUCGUAGUGUUAAUCACUACGUUACACCACGCUCAUCCUUCAUUGCCACAUUACGAUUCAUCCGAGUGGAAUUGGCUGCGAGGAGCACUUGCUACUGUAGACAGAGACUACGGUGUGCUAAACAAGGUCUUACACAAUAUUACAGAUACUCAUGUUUUGCAUCAUUUAUUCUCAUAUAUACCACAUUACAAUGCAAUGGAGGCAACUAUAGCAAUCAAGCCAUUGCUAGGAGAAUACUACCAAUUUGAUGAUACCCCAUUUUACAAAGCAAUGUGGAGAAAUUUUAAGGAUUGCCUCUAUGUGGAGAAAGAUGAACAAGGCAUUUUCUGGUUCAAAUGAAGUAUCCCAAGGUUGUGUUUCCAUUGUUAGCUUAAACUUUGUUGUAGAAACCUAUGUUGCUCGUACUACUCUUCAAAAAUGUCAUCAGGUACGUGUCGAAUUCUUCCGAAAUAGAGCAUUUCUAAUGGAUCCGACACUGCGAUAUAUUUCUGAAGAGUACGAACAACUUAGGUAUAAAUAAAUAAAUAAAUAAUGUCCUUUUUAGGUAUCAACCAACUAGUUGUACAUUCCUUUUCAAGAACCCCAAUGGAGUGAGUAUCACAACUAGUGUGGAAUAUAAACUAUCCUUUUGUGCAUUUUUACUUUUCAUGUUUUGCUUUUCGAAUGUCAAAUUGUACGAAUUUUCAUCAAUUGAGAUGUACUUUUUCGUCAUAUUAAUAUGAGAAGGAUCACAAGUUAUAGUA
Capsicum annuum is the source of this 1740-nucleotide messenger RNA. RefSeq names its product delta(12)-fatty-acid desaturase FAD2. NCBI's taxonomy places the organism in Eukaryota, Viridiplantae, Streptophyta, Magnoliopsida, Solanales, Solanaceae. The transcript is spliced from 2 exons. Bases 203 to 1336 code for a protein of 377 amino acids. The record is from RefSeq and is a predicted model, not a curated record. Gene Ontology annotation, biological process: lipid metabolic process. Gene Ontology annotation, molecular function: oxidoreductase activity, acting on paired donors, with oxidation of a pair of donors resulting in the reduction of molecular oxygen to two molecules of water.